Messenger RNA from Poecile atricapillus (Black-capped chickadee), 1076 nucleotides. RefSeq names its product scale keratin-like. The coding region runs from base 516 to 908 and encodes 130 amino acids. The transcript has 2 exons. Gene Ontology annotation, molecular function: structural constituent of cytoskeleton. Lineage: Eukaryota; Metazoa; Chordata; Aves; Passeriformes; Paridae. The record is from RefSeq and is a predicted model, not a curated record. Gene Ontology annotation, cellular component: intermediate filament.
UUUGUGAUCCUUGUCCCAGGGCGGAGCUCAGGGCUCAGGAGCACGAGGGCUCUUUGUCGCCCGUGUCCCAGAGGUGGCGGGCAGCGGCCGGGGGCAGCUGGAGCCCGGCUGUGCUGCAGUGUGGGCUGCUGCAGGGUGCUGAGCAGGCAGGGCCCCAGCCAAGGGAGCUGCCUUGGCUCGGGCCUUGGCUCGGCUGUGGCCGGUGGCCCUGAGGGCCAGCGGGUGGCCCAGGGCAGGCGCUGCCUGGGGCUGCAGCCCCAGGUGGCAGCGGGCUAAUUGCAGGCGCUGAUGGUGCAGCUUGGGGCCGGGCAGGAAAGGCAGGAGUCAGCAGAAGAGCCCCGCGGCAGCAGGGCCGAGCCCGCCUUGGCCCCGCAGGCGCGGCCCCAGCGUGGGCAGCCCCUGCCCCGCCUCUGCGGCCGCCCAUAAAAGCGCUGGCCCGGGCCAGGGCUGCAUCCACCGCUGCGGCCUCGCUCUGCUCAGCCCAAGGGCAGCCUCAUCUCCUCUCUCACGCCAACAUGUCCUGCUACGACCUGUGCCCUCCUCGCAGCAGCGCGGACCUGUGUCCCCCCCGCAGCAGCGUGGCCGUGCCCCAGCCCAUCGCUGAGAGCUGCAACGAGCUGUGCGCCCGCCAGUGCCCCGACUCGUCGGCCUUGAUCCAGCCGCCGCCCGUGGUGGUCACCUUCCCCGGCCCCAUCCUCAGCUCCUUCCCCCAGCAAGCCGUGGUGGGCUCCUCCGGAGCCCCGGCCUUUGGCGGCUCCCUGGGGCUGGGCGGCCUCUACGGCGCCGGCGCCACCCAGGCCUCGGGGGGCCUGUGCACCUUUGGCAGAGCCUACGCUGCUCCCGCCUGCAGCCCUUGCGCCUUGCCCCGCUACAGCAAGAAGCUCUGGGACACCUGCGGGCCCUGCUAGAGCCGCCAGAGCCCAGCCCGAGCAGCCGCGCCCGCCUCAGCCCAGCCCGCACAAGCUGAGCUCGCCACAAGCUGCCCCGGCCUCCUGCAGCCCGUGACACCCGGCCUGCCUGGGGCCUGCCCAGCGCCCCUCUGCCAGCCCCUCCCGCCCUGCUCCCCACAAUAAACU